ACGAACGUGUCUACGAAACUGCUACUCUUGAGGGCGAUAAGCGAGUGCGAUAGCGCGAACGUAGCACGCGCCGGAGAAAAGACGGGAGAGAUGGGACCGCAGAUACGGCGGGCUAGUCUGCGGUGCCAUCUGCCAUGCCAUCUGCGGUCUGCGGUGCCAGCAACGACCGAGCAUGCGCAGUGCCUCCGAGAAUUGACAGAACGGUAUCGAGAGCUGCCUGCGGAAGCCGCGGCUGCAAGCAAGAUGGACCCGAUCGUGUCGAGCACGCAUCUGUCGGACAAGGACGACGCCAGGGUUUAGUGCUUCGUCACCAGGUCAAGCGUGGGAGGCAGCACCGUGGCCAACUGUACCAGCCAAAGCAGCAAGGCACACCUGGCUCCUGGAGCAGCGAGGUGAACAGCAGCCAUUGCCGCACGCUCAUGUCAGGUCGCAGCCUGGUGUGUUGCAGCCUGCCCUGCGAACCUGGUAAUCAACCCGUCCAGUACGAUGCGGUCUGGAAGCGCCGUGCUGUCUUGCUGACCAGAUUUUCCAGCAGCCUGGUGUCUUUAUGCCCACUCUGCGGAUCCACUGACCAGCUCACCUAUCGAGCUGAGCAACGUGCUCAUCGUCAGCGGUGAUGAUGGCGAGGACCUCCCCACCACGGACUUGGAACGACAAUCCCUCGAGCGGGAGCAACUUGCUGCCGGACCGCCGAACAGCCGCUGAUCCAGGCUGGAGAAGUUCAGCUGGAACGUCAAGUAUCGAACCGGCGUCAGAGUGGCCACAUCUAUCGUCACGACAACGAGGCAAUCAACACCAUUGCUGGAAAUCCCGACAAACGCCUGGUUACGCACACACAUACACAAAAAUAAAGACUCAAAACAGCGCUGGCCACAAGGCCAGAAGAAUACGACGAUGGCGGCGUUCAGCGCCGAUGACGUGCAAGAAAACUCGCGCUUUCGUACCACGAGUCUAAUAAGUAUUUGCGGGGUAGAUCUUCGGUAGCCUCAGGAGAUGUUAGGGCGGGUCAUUGAAAUAGAGCUUCGGUAACACAGGCUUACGGAGUUACCCUGUUGGUGAUGGCAGAGGAAACGCGAGGAGCGAAACGUUGGUGGAUGGCAUGAAUGGCCCAAAGAGCGGAAAACCACGCACGACGGCAAAAUGGGAUGUUCACGGGAGCGUAUUCGCGCAAUGUGUUCUUCACCCAGUCACCAAGGUGUUUCUGCACCCUUUUAACCCUGUACUGCACAACGCAGAUUCUGCAUAGUGCGCGUUUGAGGCUUCGUAAUUUAAAUUGGCGCACGUGGAACACAAGUAGUCGUAUUAAUUCACAAUCACGGUAUCUUUAUGUCCACUACAUGACGAAGGCCUCUCCCAGCGAUCUCCCAUUACCGCUAUCCUGUGCCAACUACUUCCAACUUGCGCCUGCGAAUUUUCUCAUCUCAGCUCGACUGCGCUUCCGUUUUCUUAGCACCCAUUUUGUAACGCUAACGCUCCGCCGAUUAUCAAUCCUACGCAUUGCAUAGCCUACCCAGCUCCAUUCCUUUCUCUUUGUGUCGAUUACAAUAGCGGGUAUCCCUGUUUACCCUCCAAUCCAGAGCGCUUUUCACCUGUCUCUGAACAUUAUGCCUAACGUUAUUCGUCCCAUUGCUCUUUUCGCGGUCUUGUUUUCGUGCUUCUUAGUCAACCUCCAUGUUUUGGCCUCAUAUGUUGGCACCAGUAGAAUGCAGUGAUUGCAGACUUUUUCUGCGAUAGUGUUUGUUUUAGUGAUAGUGACUUUUUCUCCCAAUCAGGAUCUGGCAAUGCUUGCCGUACGCACACCAACUUAUUCUUCCUCUUCUGUAAAUUUCUUUGUCUUGAUCAGUGUCUCUUGCGACUUCUGGCCUAGGUAAAUGGACUCCUUCACAAAGCCUAGAGGUUGAUUGGCAAUCCGGAACUUUUGUUCCCUUGCCAGGCUAUUGAUCAUUUUUCCUUCUGAUAUUAAUCCAACUGCACCAUUAGACUUUCUGUUAAGGCCCUCAAUCAUUUGUAUAUCCUCCCCAGUGCUGCUUAACAGGACGUCGUCUGCAAACCGAAGGUUGCUGAGAUGUUCGCCGUUAAACCUCUCCUAGUCCAUCAUAUUUUGGCAGCUUCAGCACUUUGAAGCAUGCAGUGAAUACCAUUGGAGAGUUUGCGUCUUCUUCACUACUUUCUCUAUACCUACCUUUCUACAUGUGGAGAAAGAAGGUAGCUGAGGAAUCCUUUUAGAUAUUUCCGAAGAUAUUCACAUAUGCCAUAUGUACUUCUUGAUUACGUAAUACUUUUGUGAAAAUGCGUUUGAUUGCUUAGAGACACCAGCAGCCAUAAUGAAUGAAAGCGUUGUAGAGUGGGUGCUCGUACUCUGCAGAUUUCUCAAUUACCUUAUUGAUGACAAAAGGAGGAGGAGGAGGAGGAGGAGGAGGA
Dermacentor albipictus is the source of this 2421-nucleotide messenger RNA. The record is from RefSeq and is a predicted model, not a curated record. Lineage: Eukaryota; Metazoa; Arthropoda; Arachnida; Ixodida; Ixodidae.